Messenger RNA from Cimex lectularius (bed bug), 2001 nucleotides. Its product is annotated as opsin, ultraviolet-sensitive-like. Lineage: Eukaryota; Metazoa; Arthropoda; Insecta; Hemiptera; Cimicidae. Bases 513 to 1934 code for a protein of 473 amino acids. The transcript has 3 exons. Gene Ontology annotation, molecular function: G protein-coupled receptor activity. Gene Ontology annotation, biological process: visual perception; G protein-coupled receptor signaling pathway. Gene Ontology annotation, cellular component: membrane. The record is from RefSeq and is a predicted model, not a curated record.
CAUGAUGGGAAAUAAACUAAUUGGUCGAUACGAUGAGGGUUUUUGAGCUGGUUUGCCAGGUUUCAGGAAGAGGAUGAUGUUAGAAUAUUUCCAAAGUAAGGGAAAAUGGCGAUUUUAACGCUGUUUUUUAAUUGCUUAUUAAAAAUUAAAAGUAAUAUUUUUUGGAAUUUAAAAUUUCUUCUUAGUUGCCAAGACCUAAGAUUAACACCCUGCAUACGAUUGAGGCGUGAAUAUGGCAUGUAACUUUCAGGGUAGCUAAAUAAAUUGUUUAAUCAGUUAAAGUGACACUUUCAUUAGGAAGAGAUUUUCCCACUUCUUUUGAACAAAGCUCGGAAGAAAACAAAAGGAAAACCUUGAAUAAACAGAAGGAUCAAAGUGUUCAAUGUUAAGGUAGGUAAUGGGUAGAGGGGUGGCUGGAAGGGAUAAAGCGAUUCAUAUCAACCACCCCCAGUAGGAACUUGGCUCGCGAUCACUCAUCAUCCCUGCUAAGUCCGCUUAGCAUAAAAGCCGAGAUGUUAAUUAUCCUAUGGCUUUUUCCCGUUUUCUUCUCCCGGGCCGAAACCAGACGGGUUUUUUCUAAAAAAGAAGGCCUCAACCGAAUGUCAUGUUUCAACGGCGAUCUUAAGAUCUACAGGGAGGACAAUUUCACCGGGCAGACGGAAGAUUUCCAGACCGAAACACCCUGGAUAUACGAAUCGACGACGGAAAUUCACAACGAAUCUAUAUUUGACAACGUGACAGAACUUUCGGUGGAGGAAGAAAGAUACGCAAAGUUCAUUAAAAUCUACCCUGUGGGCAGCUGGAAGUCGUUGGGAUUCUUAACGGAAGACUUCUUCAACGAUAUUAACCCCCAUUGGUUCAAUUACCCACCCCCUUCUCACAGAUCUCACCACAUAUUUGCAGCCAUUUACGCUAUCCUUGCUGUGAUCGGCCUGUCAGGAAAUGCACUCGUGAUAUUCAUGGUUUUGAGUUUCAGGCCUUUGAGGACGCCUUCGAACAUCCUGAUUAUGAACCUGGCGCUGAGCGACUUCCUGAUGAUGACAAAAGCUCCGGUCUUCGUAUACAACAGUUUAUACUUCGGGCCCGCACUCGGAUCGACAGGAUGUCAAGUGUACGGCUUCUUGGGCGGUCUUACUGGAACUGCGUCGAUAAUGACUCUGGCCGCGGUGGCACUCGAUAGAUAUUAUGUUAUCGCUUAUCCCUUAGACCCUGCGCAUAAAAUAACAAAAUUGCGAGCGCUCGUUUGGAUUUUGAUGAUAUGGACUUACUCGUCUAUUUUCGCGAGUUUGCCACUUACGAUUAGGGGGAUUAGUAAGUAUGUACCCGAGGGGUAUCUUACGGCUUGCAGUUUCGACUAUUUAAGCGAGACCUCUGCGAAUCGCACAUUCAUUUUCACGUUUUUUGUAGGAGCGUGGUGCGUACCGUUCUCGGUCAUAGUUUUCAGUUACGCCGGGAUCGGCCGGGCCGUGUGUUUGGUCGGUAUGAAAAGACAAGGCCAGGAGAAAGAGAUUAGAAAAAGGGAGAUUAAACUGACCCUUGUUGUGAUUUUGGUCAUAGCCAUGUGGUUCGUGGCGUGGACUCCCUACGCCAUAGUGGCCCUACUUGGUAUAUUCGGUCAAAAACGUUUCAUAACCCCUCUGGUAUCUAUGAUACCGGCGGUAUUUUGCAAAACUGCAGCAUGCACGAACCCGUUCGUCUACUCCCUGAACCACCCGAGGAUGAGGCAGGAACUUUUCAAGUUGCUCUGCCCUAAGAGGUACGUACUGCAGAGAAGCUGGAGGUUGGCAAGGAGGUCCAGUUCGUUUAACUUCACGACUUCCAUUGGAAAAGAACGCUACUCUCACAAUUAUGUACAAAAUCACAACUCGCAGUGUUAUUUGAACACAAUCGAACUCAAAAAUUUUACAAACGACUCAGCCUUAUCGAAAGUUUAACGAUUCUGAUGAUUUCUAACAUAAAAAAAAAACUUAAGUCAAACAAAUACAAUCAAUUUAAUUUCUA